CUCCAUCCCCAUCCACCACUCCAUAUCCACCAUUCCUUGCAUUUCCUGGCCCGCGACGCACAUUUCCACCCUUCGGAUGUCCAGCAACAGACUGAUUGAUGUCUGAAUCAACCUCGUCCCAAAUCCAAUUCAGCUUUCCCUUUCAUCAUCCGCUAUCUAGUCGAUCGAACUACUCGUGGCUAGCGAGAACAUGGACCUCACCCUCACUUUGCUCUCAGUUCCCUGUAUCACUAGCCAUGGAUUUGUAUAUUUGCCUCAGCAUCGUCCUUCGGGACCGCAGUCUUUUCUCUCUCCUCUUCUGCCAGACAACAACCACCAUUUGUCAAUUCAACCAGUACAAACUGUGACUCUGUGUCUUCCCGUCAAUCCAAAUUGGCCUGCUCUCACAUCCACCUCUUUAUUUUUCACUUCUGCUUUGUCGUCGACUUGGGCCAAGUUGACCUCUAUUUGCUUUCUCGUCUCACCAGACCGAUUAUUUUCUUCCCUCAUCUUCUCAACAUCACACAUUUGAAAUCUGACAUCUGACAUUUGCAAUCUUUCUGUGUCCUUGGGAGACGUACCACGUCCUGGACGCUAGGCAUCGGGACGUCCUGCGCAGGUCCAGUGACAUAUUUUAGCUGCCACCCACUACUUCCCUCUUCCGCCUUCCCCUCGAGCUCCUCCACCAACGACAGCAGCGCCAGACUGCCGUCCCUAGAGCCUCCUUGGCUGCAAGACAAGUCCCCACCAUCACCGCUACUAUUGACUCCAACGCCCGUCCACCUGAGCCGUUUGUCUCGACCCAUCUUCAGCAGGAGAAAAAAAAAAGGACUCCAGGCUUUCAUACUCAGCUCACGGGCCAUUACCGGACUACCGCGUCGGCCCAAUCACUACUGCCCUUUGUCACGCGACAGGCGCAGCUCGCUGAGCAAAAGGUGAACCUUGAUGCGCCAGAUCUCUCACGAGCUGGGUUGAAAACCUUCUAGGCCCUUACAAGCGGCCACCGAAGGGAAUAAGGACGACACGCUAGUCAUCGACCUGCGCACUGCACACCACACCAUUAUUGCCGCUAUUGCACCAGACCACAAGAGUCAAGACCACCAGACCACAAACCCCCCGCCCCAGCUUUGUCGCCUCCCAGAUCGCUCCCCCGGCUCGAUCGCCACCAGCAGGCCAACUCUCGAACUUACGUCGUCAUUUUUCACACGUUCUCUCUAACACCUGCAAGCAUCACUUGCCAAACGACGACAAUCGCUCAAUCUCCCUCCUCAACACCCUUUUCUUUCGUUGUUGUAAUUGUUCCUUUUGUCCUUCGCUCACACCUUUUGACACCCGUUUCUUUUUUUCCUGAAAAGCAAUUCGCCGUCUCUCAAGCCGCCCACCGGUUCUCAGAAGUGUUCUUCGUUCGACCGAGGCAACAGAGACAAGCGGACUCCUCCGGCCCUCUUUGGUGGACGCGACGGCGAGGAUCUCACGAGCCCACCGAAACCUGUACUUGUUCACCUGACAGAGGGCGAACCCUAAUAUUGCAAUUCCUUAAUCCUGGGCGGCUUUCUCGAUUUGCUUUGUUUCACGAACGUCUCCGUUGCUGGUGAGGGAUUGGGUGACCAUGCCCGCGGAGCCAGAUCUGGGUGCAAUUCAAGCCUCUCUGCGGGUCUUGAAUGUGGCGAAAACGAUUUACCCUGCCAUACUCCUCGUCGUCUUUGUCGUCGCAUUUGUCUACCACGGCAUCAAGACUGCGCCUGAUGAUGCCGGCAAGGUCAAAAUUCACCCCAUGCGAGGUCCGGGCGGACGACCUCUCCCUAUCCGAAGGAGGUCCGCCAAUCAAGUCAAGGAAGCUGCGGCGGUCAAAGAUCUGUCACCUGCAGUCAAGGCUCUUUUCAAGGUCGGUCAGGUCAUUGUCAUCUUGACCUUUCUGGGCAAUGCAGCGAUCCUACUUUUCGAGACUUUGCUCAAUCGAAAAGACGAAUGGUGGCCCGGGAAGAAUGCCGUGAUCUAUGUUAUAGCCUCAACGUUCCUCUGGCUUGUUGUCUUCAUCUCUAUCCUGGAUACGAAACCCUCCCCAAACUCCGCGCACUUUGUCACGUGGCUCUGCGCGGUGCCUUUGGAGGUGAUCAUCGUCGCGGCUAGUCUGCGAAUAUACACCGUGCCCCAUUAUGAGCCUCGGGUGGGCAACCAGCAAGGAGGCAAGUAUAGGGAGAAGAUUACAGGAUGGGAGACGCUGGAAGUCGUUGUCAAUCUUGGACGACUCAUUUUUCUCCUCGGCUUGACAAUCCUCUUCGUCGCCCUUAAGUUCAGUUGGGGUAGACCCAAGGAGUCGGCUUCAGCCACCGACGAUGAGAGGAGACCGUUACUCGGCGCAGACACUGAAGCCGGAGGACGCCCAAACGGCCAUGCUCGUCAUGGAGACCCCCGAAACACCCCAUCAUCAGAACCCAAGGAGCAAGUUGACGCUUGGGCCAAACCAACUGAGGUUCCAAACAUUACCUGGUUUGCAUAUCUGAGAGGUUUCCUCUUGCUGAUACCUUAUCUUUGGCCUAAAAAAUCCUUCAAGCUACAACUUCUUGCGGGUACAUGCUUUCUCAUCAUGAUCAGCCAGCGUGUUAUCAAUGUCUUUGUUCCUGUCAUGGUAGGCAAAAUUACAGACGCCCUCUCCGGUGAUGACGGCCGUGGAGUCCGGGCCCCUUGGUUGGAUAUCGCUUUGUACAUCUUGUUCAGAUGGCUUCAAGGCUCGCAAGGGAUCCUCAGUGCAGCCAGGUCGAUUCUCUGGAUUCCCGUCGAGCAGUACUCGUACCGCGCGAUUUCAACGGCUGCCUUCGAGCAUGUGCAUGGUCUGAGCGCGGAGUUUCACACGGGAAAACGUACUGGCGAGUUGAUUUCGGCUUUGAACAAGGGAAGUUCGAUCAACUCGUUCCUCGAAAUGGUCACUUUUCAAGUCGGUCCAAUGGUGUUUGAUCUGGUGGUCGCGGUCGUGUACCUCACCAUCAAAUUUGACGCGUACCUGGGAUUGGUUGUCGCCAUUGUGACAUUUCUAUACAUCUACGUCACCAUCCGUCUUGCGUCGUGGCGAGUCACUCUGCGCCGAAACUAUGUCAAUGCUCAAAGAGAGAUGGAAGCAGUCAAAAACGAUUCUCUACACUCUUGGGACACGGUGAAAUACUUCAACGCGGAAGAUUACGAGUUUAACCGUUACCGAUCCUCGAUCAAGCUCAUGCAGAACUUCGAAUAUUGGGUGGAUGUCACCCUAGCCUACAUGAACACGGUGCAGGGUGCACUCUUCAUGGUUGCCCUGUUGAUUGCCAGUUUUAUUGAAGCCUUUGAAGUUGCGCAGGGUGAUCAGACCGUGGGUAACUUUGUGCUUCUGAUAACCUACAUGGCUCAGUUGCAGGGUCCUUUGAACUUCUUUGGGACUUUCUACAGGUCGAUCCAAUCAAAUUUGAUCAACGCGGAGAGGAUGCUGGAGCUCUUCAAAGAACAACCGCAUGUCCUUGACCAAGAAGGGGCCGAAAAGCUUGAAGAAUGUUCUGGUGAUAUUAUAUUCGACAAUGUGAGCUUCAGUUACGACAAACGAAGACCUGCCCUCGACCGACUGACAUUCCGCUGUCCGCCUGGGUCGACCACCGCCCUUGUUGGUGAAUCUGGCGGAGGUAAAAGUACCGUGAUGAGGCUGAUUUUCCGCUACUACAACCCAGACUCUGGGCAAAUUAAGGUUGACGGUAGAGAUGUCCAAGAUAUUACCAUCGACUCCCUGCGAAAAUUCAUCGGCGUGGUACCUCAGGAUUGCAACAUGUUCAAUGAGUCGAUCAUGUACAACCUUCGAUACGCCAACCAAGACGCCACUGAUGAAGAGAUAUUUGACGCUUGCAAAGCAGCCUCGAUCCAUGACCGGAUCAUGGAAUUUCCCAACGGCUACGAUACGAAAGUUGGCGAACGAGGCGUGCGUCUUUCAGGUGGAGAACGUCAGCGAGUUGCCAUAGCCCGAACGAUCCUCAAAAACCCUCGCAUCACCAUGCUUGACGAAGCUACUGCAGCCCUAGAUACCGAAACUGAGGAGAAAAUUCAAGAGUCCUUCAACACGCUCGCUGAAGGACGGACGAUGGUCAUCAUUGCCCAUCGCCUCAGCACCAUCGUGAAUGCCAACCAGAUCCUGGUGCUCUCCCAUGGAACCGUGGUCGAAAGCGGUACGCACGAAGAACUCAUCGCGCUGGGUGGCAAAUAUGCAAGCAUGUGGCGGAAGCAGUCAAGGGCGCAGAAGGCCGCCGCAGAGGCGGCUGAGCUAAGGACUCGCGCGAAGAAGGCGUUGGAAGAGGCUGAGGCCGACAGUGCCAGUGUCAGUGAAGAAGAGGUUGAACAGUCGAAGAAGCGAGACAAGGGCCAGUGGUCCAAGGGCCAUAAGAGGGUCAAUUUUAGUGAAAGCAGUCAUCUGCGGGCGAACUGGACGGUGGACGAGCAUGAUCGAGACGGCGACGAUCGGUCAGACACCUCCCAGACAGGACAUGGGGAUAGCGGGCACGGUCAUUCGGGAAAGCCCCCAGGACACCCUUGAGAUGAAACGAUCUUCUGCUUGAAUUACGACUGAGCCGCUGCAAGCUGUACCCGGUCAGCUCGAUACCUGCGCUAUUAUAUGCGGCCAUAUAUUUUAUUCGGGUCUUUGCGAGGGGGGUUAUCUGUUUAUUCUUUAUGGGUUGUUUCUGCAAAGAGUCUUGAACAAUUGUGAUUGGACGAGCACAUGACGCCAGCCACGCGAGGGUUUCACGACGGACUCAGGGUUGGAGAAUGCGCCCUGAUGAGGUACAAAAGUCUUUUGCUCCUUUUCCUUCUCCUUUCGGAUCUCUUGGGGUUUUGUCAAGAUGUUUAUCUUGCUCACGCAAGCACACAUGCAUGAAAAGAAGCUGGAGCCUCGCGGCCUUGGGGUUGAGUGGCAUCAUGGAGAAUGAGGACUACUUGUGCGAGUGUGUGUGAGAGAGAAACAGAGAGAGCGAUUGCGUGUUUUUUGGUGUGCGUGCGCGUGCUUGUGGGCGUUCUUGCUCGCCUCUCCAUCUCUGCGAUCGAAACAGCGUACACUACACAGAUUGGACACUUGAAAUGCAAUAAUAGACAAGAGUUCAUAAUAACAGACGCCUCUUGUUCUUGUUCAUUUUGGCUAGAUCUUCUUGGUCUCGCGCAGCUCAUACUCGCAUAAUGAUCACCAUCAGAACCGUCGCAGGCAGGGGGAACAGUGCCCAUAG
This is a messenger RNA of Cladophialophora immunda, 5207 nucleotides long. RefSeq lists its product as uncharacterized. Gene Ontology annotation, biological process: transmembrane transport. The record is from RefSeq and is a predicted model, not a curated record. The coding region runs from base 1589 to 4525 and encodes 978 amino acids. The transcript is spliced from 2 exons. Gene Ontology annotation, cellular component: membrane. Lineage: Eukaryota; Fungi; Ascomycota; Eurotiomycetes; Chaetothyriales; Herpotrichiellaceae. Gene Ontology annotation, molecular function: ATP hydrolysis activity; ATP binding; ABC-type transporter activity.